AUCCCGUAAAAAUAUAGCCUGUGAGGAAUGUUUCCAUAGAGGGCGCCAGUUAUGUGCACUGUUUAGCCGGCCGUCUGUAAUGUCUGAGUACAAUUUGUACUUUUUUUUGUAGUGUGUUGAUGUUUUUUGAUCAGUUUUCGGUUUGAUCGGAAUUGGGCCACUGUCAUCAUUUGUCAUACAGGUCCAGUCAUAAUGAGUAGCAACAGCAGUAAGACAAAGAAUGUGAGCAAGGCUAAAAGUCGACCAUCUGCCACGGCGCGACGUCGCUCACCGGCAAGUAGUCGACCUGGUAGCAGGCCAGGUAGUAGGCUUGGUGGUAAUCGUGGUGGAAAUGGCAGUAGGUCUGGGACGCCGAAACCGAAAGGCAGCAACAGCGGCCGAUCGACGCCCAGCAGUAACAGGCCUGCAGGAGCUGGGACAAGAGUGAACCCAGCAAUGCAACGCAGGGAGGAGGGUUUACCAGAACUGGAGAAUCACUUCAUUCUUAGAAUGCCUCAGAGUGCUGCGGGUGACCUAAAGAAGAUUGUGAAUACAGGCAGCCAAAUCUUGAAGGACAAAUUGGCCAUUGAAAUCAUGGGUGACAUGCGCCAUGGAACAGUCAAGUUUAAUGAUAAUGUCUUCUCUGCCAAAUUGAUGGACUUGCCCUGUACAGUCGAAUCUCACAAGACCAUAGACAAGAAAACGUUUUGGAAGACGGCAGACAUUUGUCAGAUGCUGGUGUGUAGCACAGAGGAGCAAGCAAUUGAGACAGAACAGAAAGAGAAAGAACAGGAAGAGAGAGGUUUGAAGAGAACAGAACGAGUGGAUAAGAAAUUCAUCCACAACCAUGGAAUCACACCCUCAUUGAAGAAUGUCCGAAAGAGAAGAUUUAGAAAGACGGCCAAGAAAAAGUAUAUUGAAGCCCCUGAUGUAGAGGAAGAGGUCAAGAGGCUACUGCGCAUGGACAGCACCGCCAUCAAGAUUCGAUGGGAGGUUUUAGCAGAGGAAGAUGUCAAAGAUGAGAAUCGAAACGAAAACAUGCCAGGUGUAUCCCAUGGCUCCGCCGAGGGAGAUGACUUGACCCGCAUCUUUGGGGAUGUGAGCAGCUCCGAGGACGAUGAUGAAGACAUCAACAUCUUAGACAUGGACGAAGACACCAGGGACUCGGGGAUGCUGGGGGAGGAGCCAGGAGAAAUGGAGGAGGAGUUAGAGGAGAUGGAAGACGAAGAUUCCAAGACGGGAAUGGAGGAGAGCGAGCAGCCAAAUGAGUUUGUGAAUCGCCUGGAUGAGUUGAGGAAGGAGUUGGUGGAGUUGGAGGAGAAGCAACGAGCCUUGGAGGAGUCCAUCGGCACGGUGGAUAACAUGCUACUCAAGGAUCGGUUCCAGUCACAGCUCGACAGUGUCCUAGAGGAUGUCAAGAUUCGACAAAAGGAGGUUGAGACGUUGGAAGUUCUAAUUGGUGAUGGCUGAAGCGUUAUCACAAACUCAGUGAACUGUUUGUCAAGACAUACUUUACACUUUCUUAUAAUUUAUUGCUCGCCUGGUGGACAGCUCGACAGUUAGGCCACGACAUUAAGACCAGUUAUGGGAAAGCAUGGAGAAAAAGUUUUCUGGUAUUAAACUGCAAAUCGCAUGCAAGUUGUACCAUUAAAACAUAGGAUUUUUCCCCUUUGUUUUUAAUAAGCACUCAUUCCCCGAAUAAGGAAAAAUAUUGGGAAGGGGUAACAAAAAUACUGAGCUAAAGAAUCGCAUGUUACAGGAAAUGUUGUGAGAGUCAUUUUUAUUCACAUUUCUACAAA
Molecule: messenger RNA, 1778 nt
Organism: Patiria miniata (bat star)
Lineage: Eukaryota; Metazoa; Echinodermata; Asteroidea; Valvatida; Asterinidae
Gene: taf7
Product: transcription initiation factor TFIID subunit 7-like
Exons: 14
Coding region: 193-1449 (418 amino acids)
Biological process (GO): transcription initiation at RNA polymerase II promoter; RNA polymerase II preinitiation complex assembly
Cellular component (GO): transcription factor TFIID complex
Molecular function (GO): RNA polymerase II general transcription initiation factor activity
Source: RefSeq, a predicted model, not a curated record